GCAAAAAGACCACCUCAUCUCCUGAACUGCCCAACCGCUGCUCUGUUCUGGCACUGUUCAUGCCAGUAUAUUAGCUAGGAGUACUUCUUUGAUAAACAUUGUCCGCCUUACGCCUGAUCGAUCCUUCAGGUUUUUCAACUCCUCUUGCGUGUUACCUCGCACCUUUGUUUAUCUUUGCAAAACAAACCCCACAACCACUGCUGGAUAUCCAGCCAGACUUGCAUUUUGAAGCAUCUGCCGGAAGUUUAUUGAACUACAACAUUAGACAAUAUGACUCUUUACUACAGCCUCGUUUUCUGCCUCUUGGUGUUUGAGAUGGCGGUCUUCAUGGGCCUCAUCAUCCCUCUUCCAUUCACCGUGAAGAGGAAGCUCUUCGCUUUCAUUUCGGAAAGUCCGAUAGUAGCUAAAUUACAAUAUGGAUUAAAGAUCACAUUCAUCUUUAUCCUCAUCCUCUUCAUCGAUAGUGUCAACCGCGUAUACCGUGUGCAGCUGGAGCUGGCUUCCUUCGGCAAAGAGGGAGGCACCAUGGGCUUUCGCCACAGAGCCGCCGCUCUCGGUACCGAUCGCAUGGAAGUCCAAGCCCGGAAGUUCUACUCGCAGCGCAACAUGUACCUCUGUGGAUUCACCCUCUUCCUGUCUCUUAUCCUCAAUCGCACUUACACCAUGAUCCUUGACGUCCUCCGUCUUGAGGACAGAGUCAGACUCCUUGAGGGUGACAAGAAGGCUGGCGGUAAGGACUCCGCUCGUCUUGCGCAGGCCGGUGAAAUCGGUGAAAUCGGCCGUCUGAAGGAGGAGCUUGCAGCCAAGGACCGUGACAUUGAGACCCUGAAGAAGCAGUGUGAGGGUCUCACCCGCGAAUACCACAAGCUUGGUGAUCAGGUGUCUGGUGAGAAGGAUGAGGCUCCCAAGAAGGACCAGUAGACCUCUCUUGGGUGUGCCGCGAGAAAUACAAUCGUGAGCUUGUUAGGCCAGUCGGGACUGUAAAUUGAUCGCUCUUUGGGGCUG
Messenger RNA from Aspergillus welwitschiae, 1005 nucleotides. RefSeq names its product putative BAP31 domain protein. The transcript is spliced from 4 exons. The record is from RefSeq and is a predicted model, not a curated record. Lineage: Eukaryota; Fungi; Ascomycota; Eurotiomycetes; Eurotiales; Aspergillaceae. Bases 271 to 921 code for a protein of 216 amino acids. Gene Ontology annotation, cellular component: endoplasmic reticulum; endoplasmic reticulum membrane. Gene Ontology annotation, biological process: intracellular protein transport; endoplasmic reticulum to Golgi vesicle-mediated transport.